AAAGACGCGCUUAGACUUUUUUUUUUAAAUAAUCACAAUCAUUCAGACUGGAAAAUGACAUUCAUAAAUCAGGUAAAUAUUUAGUUUUUUAAUGUUGUGGCGCCGGAGAGUCCGCAUCGCAACAAACUACUAAGAAGAGUUAAAAAACAGCGCAUCGAUCACCGAUAACGCGAUUGAAAUCCAGUCUGUACGUGUAAUAUGAUUAAGGAGAUUUGUGUUUUUGAAGAAUUUCAUUUCUGAGAGAACUAGAGAAUCGGAGAAAACUUACAGGGCGCUGUGCGGAGCUCCGCGGCCGUUAGCUGACAUUCCGUUGCUAUGGCAACUGUGGAACGGUGCCGUGGCGAUGACGUCACAGAGCACGGUAUAUAAAUUGAGGCGCGCUUGUAGAACGACAAAGAGCUUAGGCUUGUUUGAGGAUAACUUUACAACUAUAGACCAGUCCUUACUGAGUCUCUAGAUACAGUUAAUAGAUACAAGCAGAUGGUCAGUUUGAUAACUGUACAUUGUUAAGUACAGAUUAUUGAUCUGUCAGUCUCAGAACACCAGACACAAUGUCCACAGAGGUCAGAGAGGUGCUUCUGGAAGUUUACCUCAACGGCGCCUUCUACUGCGGGGAAAGUUACUGGGCAUCAGAUGAUAGAGAUGUGGAGCUGGAGUUUGAGAUCACCGAUGCCAUCUACGACCUUCUCGGCUGCAGUGCAUCUCGAGAGAUAGACGUGCAGCUGGAGGUUGAGACGGACGAUCACGUCUCAGUCGGUUACUGCAGUCCAGGAGAGAUGCACGUGCCGCUGGACGCUGAUGAGAAUCAGGACAUCUCAGUCUGUGAAGUGAAAGACUUGCAGCUGGAGAUGAACAGGAACGGCAGCGUCUCAGAGCUGAAGAUCCCUGCGCUGGUGUCUGAAGAUCCGAGUGACCCAGCAGAACCUUCAGUGGAAGACGCAGAUGAUCAGGAGAACAGCCUAACAGAAAGCACUGCUGGGUGGAUGUUCAAGAAAAUAAGUGCAGUCUUCCAGCAAUUGACAGUAAUCUUCCAGACAAAUGCACUGAAUGCUGCUGGGGAACCUGAAGUGGAUCUUCUUGAUCCAGAGGAAUCAUGUGUCCCAGAUCCCAGAAUUCCCGAGUCAGAAUCUGAAGAGAAUUUGGUCGAUAGUGAACAACCGUGUGUCCCAGAUCCCAGUGUUCCUGAUCGAGAACCUGAAGUGGAUCUUCUUGAGUCAGAGGAAUCAUGUGUCUCAGAUCCAAGCACUCCCGGACCAGAACCUGUAACGGAUCUGGUUGAUACCGAGCAAUCGUGUAUCCCUGAACCUGAAAUGGAUCUGAUUGAUCCAGAGGAAUCAUGUGCACCAGGUCCAAGCGUUCCCGAGCCAGAACCAGAAGUGGAUCUGGUUGAUCCAGAGGAAUCUUGUGCACCAGGUCCAAGUGUUCCCGAACUAGAACCUGAAGUGACAUCAGAGCAUUUAAGUUUGGAAAACUACAUCCGUCUAAAUGUGUCCCAGCUGGAGGAUCGUUUGAGGAGAUGUACACUGUCCAAGACUCCUGUCACUGAGGUCUGGCCCAGGGUCUUCAUUGGAAAUGAAGAGACUGCAUGGGACCGAGAUAAACUGAAGGAGAUGGGAAUUACGCAUAUCCUAAAUGCUGCAGCGCCCAAGAAGGACCUGAAGUUCUUGUUGGGAAUGGCGAGCGAGAAAGACCUACUAGGAACGGUCAAUACAGGGUCCAGAUAUUACAGAGGCAUGAACAUCACUUACUGUGGCUUGCCUUCAUUCAGACACUGGGCCAACAUCAGCAAGUACUUCUUGCCAGCAGCCAAAUUUAUCCAUAAGGCCUUGAGGAACCCAAUGAGUAAGGUGUUGAUUCACUGCACACAGGGCCUCAGUCACUCGGCGACUCUGUUUCUGGCGUAUCUGAUGAUCUGCCAUGACAUGAUGGUGGAGGAGGCCAUUGAUCAUGUCAUAAAGGUGAGAUGCAUCAAGCCCUAUUUCGGCCAUCUAAAGCACCUGGCGUUCCUCAAUGCCGACCUUGUGCUGCAGCAAAAACUAAAGUUACAGGGCAAAAAAACAGACAAAAAGAUGAAAAAAUGGCAGAUAAAAGCGAAAUAAAACACAGAUUUUAAAAAUGGUGCAGAGAUUAAAAAAAGAAAAAAUAGAGCACAGAUUAAAAAAGUGGAUUGCUAAAAAAUAGAGCACAGAUAAAAAAUGGUGCACAGAUUAAAAAAAAAUAAAACAGAUAAAAAAUAGUGCACAAAUUAAAAAAGUGCACAGAUUAAAAAAAUAGAUCACAGAUAAAAAAACAAUAGAACAAAGAUUAAAAAAUAGAGCACAAAUCAAAUGCACAGAUAACAAAUACAGCACAAAUUUAAAAAAGUGCACAGAUUAAAAAAUAGAGCACAGAUAAAAAAGAGCACAGAUAAAAUAACAGAGCACAAAUAAAAAAUGCACAGAUUUAAAAAAUAGAGCACAGAUUUAAAAAGUGCACAAUUAAAAAUCUAGAGCACAGAUUUAUAUAAAAUAGAGCAAAGAUUUAAAUAAAAUAGGGCACAGGUUAAAAAUAGAGCAGAAAAAAAUUGAGAACAGAUAAAAAAAAAUUGUUUAAAAACAAGUAUAUAAAAAUAAAAAUAAAUGGCACAGAUAAAAAAAGAGCACAGAUAAAAUAACAGAGCACAAAUAAAAAAAAUGCACAGAUUUAAAAAAUAGAGCACAGAUUAAAAAAGUGCACAAUUAAAAAUAUAGAGCACAGAUUUAUAUAAAAUAGG
This is a messenger RNA of Cyprinus carpio (common carp), 2752 nucleotides long. RefSeq lists its product as uncharacterized. The record is from RefSeq and is a predicted model, not a curated record. Gene Ontology annotation, cellular component: cytoplasm. Lineage: Eukaryota; Metazoa; Chordata; Actinopteri; Cypriniformes; Cyprinidae. Gene Ontology annotation, molecular function: MAP kinase phosphatase activity; protein tyrosine/serine/threonine phosphatase activity. Gene Ontology annotation, biological process: negative regulation of MAPK cascade; protein dephosphorylation.